AUGAUGGCCCUUCCACAAGCAACAUUGCCCUCGAAAGAGGCCGGCUUCCACGACGACAACGACUCCUCCUUCCCGGUCCCGCCUCCGUACGAGGCCGCGGCCUACCCCCGCGUCCGGCCCCGUCGCGCCAUCGCGCGGAGCCUCGUCUCACCGCGCGUGCUCGUUUGUGUCUUUUUCGCCGCCCUCCUCGCCUGGCCCGCGCUUCUCCUCGUGCGAGAGGCCACGCUCCGCGACGUCGCCCGGCAUGCGUCCUCGUCCGCCCACCUGGCUCGCUUCCGAGACUCCGUCAAGCACUGCGCCGCACUCCGGACGCUUCCCGAGAACCCCGAGCCGGGAUCCCGCAAGUCCAACCCGCGAUGGAACCCGGCCCGUGGCCAGGCCAGGCCCGUCGUGCUGCGCAACAUGACCUUCUUCGACGGGGAGUCCGUCGCCCCCGAGCCCAUGGACAUCCGGUUCGACAGGGGCCUCAUCACGGAGCUCGCGACGACGGCCUCGAGGUCCAUCCAGUCCCGCGGGGGGGCCGCCGAAGACGAACACGACCUGCACGGCCGCUUCGUGACGCCCGGCCUGGUCGACAUGCACUCGCACCACUCGACCGGCCUGUGGCCGGCACUGCCCGUCACCAGCGACGAGAACGAGAUGAGCAAGGCGUACGGCCCGCUGACCCCCUUCAUGCGCAUCCUCGACUCGAUGAAGGCGUACGACGACGCCACCCGCAUCAUCAUGUCCGGCGGCAUCACCACCUCGCUCAUCCUGCCGGGCUCCGCCAACGUCAUGGGCGGCGAGGGCACCGUCAUCAAGAACGUGCUCAAGUCGGGCGAGCUGGGCGAGUACGUCGUCGAGGAGCUGCUGCUCGAGCACAACAUCCCGCCCGAGGCCCGCCACCGCUACAUGAAGCUGGCCUGCGGCGAGAACCCCAAGCGCGUCUACGGCCACACGCGCAUGGCCAACGCCUACAUCCUGCGCGAGCAGUUCGCCAAGGCCAAGGAGCACCUGCAGAAGCAGGACGAGUACUGCGAGGCCGUCGCCAGCGUCUCGCCCGGGUCCGACGACGACGACGACCUGAAGCUCCGCUUCGUCAGGGACCACGGCGACUUCCCCAGCGACCUGAAGCUCGAGUCCACCGUCGGCAUGCUGCGCGGCCGCGUCGCCAUGCAGAACCACUGCUACCUCCCGGAGGACUUUGAGACCAUGCUGCGCGUCACCAAGGAGUACGGCGUCCGCGUCCGCGCCUUCCACCACGCCCUCGAGGCCUGGCAGGUCCCCGAGAUGCUCAAGGCGUACGGCGAAAACGUCACCGUCGCCACCUUUGCCGAGUUCAGCCUGUACAAGUUCGAGGCCUACGCCCCAAGCCUGUCCUCCGGCCGGAUCCUCAACGAGCACGGCAUCCCCGUUGCCUACAAGUCGGACCACGGCCCCGCCAGCGAGACCAACGCCAAGUAUAUCAUGUUCCAAGCCGGCGUCGGCCACGCGUUCCACCUGCCGGAGGACAAGGCCCUGCAGUCCGUCACGUCCAUCCCCGCAAACGCCAUCGACCUGGGGUAUCGUGUCGGCUACGCCCGCCCGGGCUACGACGCCGACCUGGUCGUCUGGGACGCCCACCCGCUGUCCAUCGGCGCGACCCCGCUGCAGGUCUACGUCGACGGCAACCCGCAGCUGGAGCACCACAUCGUCCGGGAGAGCAUGGGCACGACCUUCAACGAGGCGUCGGCCGAGGGGGCCCUCCCCGCGUCGCCCAAGAUGCGAACGGAGCCCGCGCCCGAGAAGAGGGCCGCCUUCUGCGGCAAGGCCAAAAAGGCGAGGGCCGGUUUCGUCAUCAACGGCAUCACGAACACCUUCCUCGAGAGCCACCCCCAGGUGCCCACCGUCUUCCGCGACGUCGCCGGCGGGAACCUCACCCUCGUCAUCAGCAACGGGGCGGUCGCCUGUCUCGGCACGCCCGAGAACUGCUCGUCGGCGGCCGCCCGGGUCUCGGCGGAGCCCGACGUCACCACGCUCGACCUGUCCAACGGCCACGUCCUCCCGGGCCUGACGGCGCUGACGGCCUCCCUCGGCAUGGUCGAGAUCGCGACGGAGGACUCCACCGGCGACGGCUUCGCGGACCCCAAGAAGGACGGCGGCAACCCGGAGAACCUCGACUUUGCAAAGUACGGCGUCCAGCUGGAGGGCAAGGCCUUCUCGCGCGCGCGGCUCGGCGGCAUCACCCGUGCCGUCACGCCCCCCCUCAGCGAGGAGGGCGGCUUCGUCAACGGCGUCAGCGUCGGCAUCCUCACCCGCACCGACCGCACCCUUCUCGACGGCGGCGUCUUCCGCCCCGAGGUCGCGCUCCACGUCACCAUCGACGACAAGGCCAAAGCCGGCGUGGGCUCCAUCAGCACCGCCGUCAAGAAGCUGCGCAAGAUCCUCGCCGACGGCAAGGGGAAGCACAACGAGACGACGUUCGGCGAGGUCGCUUCCGGCAAGCUGCCGCUCGUCGUCAACGCCAACAACCACUGGGACAUUCAACAAAUCAUCAACAUCAAGAAGGACUUCCCCGACGUGAACAUUGUCAUUCAGGGCGGUGCCGAGGCGCCAUUGGUCGCCCUGGAGCUCGCCGAGUCCCAGAUCCCCGUCAUUCUCACGGAGACCCGCCCGGCGCCGUACUCCUUCCGGCACCGCGACGCCGUGGUGGGCCCUCCUCUGACCCCGAGCGUCGCCCGCAUCCUGAGCGAAGCAGGCGUCUACUUCGCGGUGGCCAUCGUUGCAGAUAUCAUGCCCGCCGACUACCGCAUCCACGACCUCGCCCUCGAGGCGGCCUGGGCCGCCAAGUACGCCAACCUCGGCGACAAGGAGGCCGUCCGCCUCGUCUCCUCCAACGUCGAGGACAUCCUCGGCCUCCCCAAGAGCAACGACAUUGUGGUGUGGGAGGACAGCCCGCUCGAGUUUGGGGGCACUGUGGCGCUCAGCUUCGAGACGAGCAAGGACGGCGAGCUCGAGGUUGCCGCCUGCUGGCCGCAAGAACACGACAAGUAG
Molecule: messenger RNA, 3012 nt
Organism: Colletotrichum higginsianum IMI 349063
Lineage: Eukaryota; Fungi; Ascomycota; Sordariomycetes; Glomerellales; Glomerellaceae
Product: Carbohydrate esterase family 9 protein
Exons: 6
Coding region: 1-3012 (1003 amino acids)
Biological process (GO): purine nucleobase catabolic process
Cellular component (GO): cytoplasm
Molecular function (GO): allantoinase activity
Source: RefSeq, a predicted model, not a curated record